GAUCAAAUCUUGACAAUGAGAAUGCAGAGCAUGGCUGAGACCCUGAGCAGUGUCAGCUCAUCGAGUCCUCAUCGAGUUCUUGUCGUCGGGUGUGCCUACGGCGGCGUCUCUGCUGUCGUCAACCUGCUGGAAUACUCACAAGGCAGGGCACGACAGAGUGUCUAUCCAGGCCCCGACUUCAAGGGCGCCCGCAGCAGGAGAGGUGUCGAGAUUACAGUCAUUGACGAGCGGGAUGGCUAUUUUCACUCGGUCGGUGCCCCCCUUGCACACGUUACCCCCAAGUACACAAGCCACAUGUGGAAGCGGUUCAGCCAUCUCAAUGAGCUGAAGCACCCCAACCUGCACUUCAGACAUGGAAGUGUAAAGAAGAUCAACCCCGAAGCCAAGGUUGCCGAGUGGCGCGACCGCAAUGGCCAGACGCAGCAACAAGCAUACGACUACCUCGUCAUGGCUACAGGCCUGAAGAGGCCAUUCCCUGCCGUGCCAAAGUCUGGGAGCUUCGACGAGUACCAGAGAGAUGGCAAGGCCUUCAUCGACAAGAUCACUGGUGGAGAUGCGUCCAAGUGCGAGGGAAGGCGGGUAGUCGUCAUUGGCGCUGGUGCCGUAGGCGUUGAGUUUGCCGCCGAGAUCAAGAACUACUACCCGCAAAUCGCCGUUACACUGGUACACUCAAGGAGCGAGGUUCUAUCAUCAGAGCCACUGCCGGCAGACGUGAAGGAGCGUGCAAGAAUCCUUCUCGAAGAAGAGGGCGUCACUCUCCGUCUCGGCAGCAGGGCCACCAUUACCGAUUUGCCAAACGGCCAGUACACGGUCACACUGGCAAACAACGAAAUAUUAACGGCCGACUUUGUCAUCGACUCGACCAAGAAGGGCACCCCAACCACCGACGUGCUGCCUGCUGAAUGUCUGAACAAGGACAAGGAAGUCAUGGUCCAUCAAUCCCUGAUGUUCAAAGACACAAUCGCAAAUGCUUCGUCCCACUUUGGCGUCGGCGAUGUUAUUGCCUGGACAGGUAUCAAGCGCGCAGGCAGCGCUACCGUCAUGGGCCAGGCUGCCGCACAAAACAUAUACGCAGCCAUGCUCAACUCGGAGCUCUCUCCUGCAUCCGAGCCCUACACCACCACCGAGCUGCCAGCAUGGGAUGCCGUCAUUGGCCUGGCUGUCGGCAAGCAAUGUCUGACGUACGAUCCCGUCAACGGCAUCAAGUACGGCGUCGACAUCAUGAAGAGCUACUUUGGCGACGACUUGGGCUGGGCUGCUAAUCUGAAAUACCUGGGGCUGACCGACGUGGUCGAGAGGGCAGACAGCCCUGUAGGAGACAUUGACGACACCAAAAUGUCCGACGUAGGUAUCAAGCCCGUGAGCGCGCAGGCAUAGACAGGCAUGUGGACAAGAGUCUACUUUGGCGUUUGGGGGAUUUAAAUGUUCGUCUUUCAGGCACAUUCAAGCAAUAUAUGUGCAUAGUAGCAUUGCUUUUGACGAA
Molecule: messenger RNA, 1483 nt
Organism: Exserohilum turcica Et28A
Lineage: Eukaryota; Fungi; Ascomycota; Dothideomycetes; Pleosporales; Pleosporaceae
Exons: 2
Coding region: 295-1377 (360 amino acids)
Cellular component (GO): cytoplasm
Molecular function (GO): electron-transferring-flavoprotein dehydrogenase activity; flavin adenine dinucleotide binding
Source: RefSeq, a predicted model, not a curated record